This is a messenger RNA of Acanthopagrus latus (yellowfin seabream), 3088 nucleotides long. It is a transcript of the gene bmp10, whose product is annotated as bone morphogenetic protein 10. Gene Ontology annotation, biological process: SMAD protein signal transduction; BMP signaling pathway. The coding region runs from base 382 to 1872 and encodes 496 amino acids. The record is from RefSeq and is a predicted model, not a curated record. The transcript is spliced from 2 exons. NCBI's taxonomy places the organism in Eukaryota, Metazoa, Chordata, Actinopteri, Spariformes, Sparidae. Gene Ontology annotation, molecular function: growth factor activity; cytokine activity. Gene Ontology annotation, cellular component: extracellular region.
CAGGAGAGGACACAACAGCAGAGACAGAGAUGACACGGACAGACAAAGUCAAGCCUUGGCCACCCUGUCACCGGAACUGCAGCCCUGUUGCAAAGGACAUCAAAAGGUGUGCAUGAGAAUAAAUGCUGUGAGAUCUGGGAGAGGGCAGCAGGAAUACUCACUCCUGCAGGGAGACUCACACUGGUCAGUGCAAGGGUCAACAACAACUGUCUACUGCCGGGAAACCAGAACUUUCUUAGCCAACAGAUGAACUGACCACAAUUUACAGUGACCUUUGGAUCAAGGCGUUCAAGGAUCACAAUCAUUUGUUCUUACUGUUGCAUCAGCCCAUCCAUUGAUAACCCCAGAGACUAUACAAUAGAAAGCUGCAGAUUGUCCUUCAUGGCGAGCGUUUGGAUAUCUCAACUGGGAACCAUCUGCAGCUCCAAGACUUUGCUCUUGCUGUUUUCCAUCCUGCUGCUCCAGCAGCCUCUCUGUGGACAGACCAGCCCGAUCUCAAACACCCAUCAGAGGCAUCGCCCUGCUCCGGGGCUGGGAGACGGGCACGGAGGGGUGGUGGAUCCAUCACUGCUGGAGCAGGACAGCAACAUGAGCAUGAAGAGCCUGCUGGAGAGCCUGAAGGAACAAUUCCUGAGGACUUUCAACCUGUCUGGCUUGGGUCCCCCUCCCCUGUCUCCUGGAAGCACUCGAGAAGAUCCACCUGAGUACAUGAUGGAGCUCUACAACCGUUUUGCAAAUGACCGCACUGCCAUGCCGACAGCCAACAUCAUCCGAAGUUUCAAAAAUGAAGAUUCAUCUCCCAGUGUUGUCGGUGUUGGAGGAGUGAGGCGUCACCCACUCCUCUUCAAUGUGUCGGUCCCCCAUCAUGAACACAUCACAGCAGCCGAGCUUCGCCUCUACACCCUUGUCCAAAAUGACCGUCACCUCUAUGAUGGUGUUGACCGCAAGGUCACUAUCUACGAACUGGAAUCGCAUGACAGAGAUGACAACUCGACUGAUGAGAACACCAUGCGAGGUGACGGAUUCAGAGGAGGAGGAGAGCGGACAGAGCUGGUAGAGUUGGCUUCGCGCCAGGUCUAUGGCACCGAUAAUGGCUGGGAGGCCUUUGACCUCACUGCUGCUGUUCAGCGCUGGCGCAAAUCCGACACUAGCACUACACAACGGUUGGAGGUGCACAUCGCCAGCAUGGUUAAUGAAGAUACUGUUCAGGGUAUGACAGAGGACAACAAAGACAAGGAUCCACCUGAGGGAGACAUGAAGAUUGACACCAGCCCUGAGGAAAAACACAAACCUCUGCUGAUUGUUUUCUCUGAUGACCAAAGCAGUGAUCACCGUGAUGACAAGCGCGAGCUGAAUGAGAUGAUUGACCAUGAAACCUCAAACAUGCUUCCCCAAAACGACUUGGGGACAGGCCUGAAUGGGCUGUGGGGUGAGAUGGGGCAGGACAGGUAUGAGGGUGAUGAAGAAACUGAGCCAGAUGAAGAGGACCUCCUCCAAAUGCGCUCCAAUCUGAUCUACGAUACAGCAUCCCGCAUUCGUCGCAAUGCCAAGGGCAAUCACUGCAAGAAACAAUCACUGUAUGUAGAGUUCAAAGAUAUUGGAUGGGACAGUUGGAUCCUUGCGCCCACUGGCUAUGAUGCCUUUGAGUGCGCUGGCAUUUGCUCCUUUCCAUUGACAAAGCAUGUCACACCCACCAAGCAUGCCAUUGUCCAGACGUUGGUCAACAUCAACAGUCCUCAAAAGGCGGCGCGGGCUUGUUGCGUGCCUACCAAGCUGGACCCCAUCUCCCUGCUGUACCUGGAUGACACAGGAGUGGUCACCUACAAGUACAAGUUCGAGGGCAUGGUGGUAGCUGAGUGUGGCUGCAGAUAGUCCAUGCUUUGAGAGAGUUCAACUCUUUGCAGCGUCUUACAGUAUGAGGAAAGACAGAACUGUGAUAAGCGAAACUGGAGGUAAACCAAAACUGUCUUCAUCAAAAGGACAAUUGUUGGAAUCUCUGUUACUCAAUGAGAUUGGAACUGGUUUAAACAAAUGAGCGUGGACAUAUGUAUGUUUUACACUGCAAAACAGAAGCAAGUGCUUCAUAUCACUUGGCCAAGGGCAUGAAUACCAGUUGCCAUAAGUUUGUGCCACAGAUCUUCAGUCAACUGUUGCCAGCAGUGACGCUGAGGUGUGUCCUCAUACUCACAAGAGCACAAAGGCACAUGAGUUCCCAAAGGACCAAACCCAGCACAUCCCACUGUGUGUGCGGCCUGGUGGGAACUAGUGGGUCAGUUGUCCCCCUCCUUCUCCCUCCCCCUGACAUCUGUCUUCCUCUUUACUUAUCUCUUGCCUCCCCACUUGAUGCAAACACUAAUCAGCACUUCAUGUGUCCUGGCGCAGUGAAGUGACCUCCCUGAGGCAACCUGACAAGACAUGAACUCUCCAGGCUCACCUCCUGCCUCCUGCAGCCUCCUGAUACGUAGGCGCUAUGCAGAGGUCCUAGUGGCAGGGUUAUCUAUCCCAACCCUGUUUCCCACUUCACAUGCCUCUUUUCCACUCCCUCAAGCUACAGCGAUAGCAAGGUGUGGGGGACUGAGAAACAUGUAUACCACCACUCAGGACGCCAUUCUGGGCAACAUUUGAGGUGGUCGAAUGGGGGAGUGGGACAGGACAAGGGGGCAGGGGUUGUCCACAUUCCUCGGCAACAAACAAUCUUAACUCAUGGCUCACGGCUCUCUGACCUAUCAACGCAUGCCCCAAACAUAUCUCAAAGUUAUGCCAUGUAUUCAAUUUGUGAAUAUGAAAACAUGCCUUUUUAGGCCGAAACCAAGUAUGGAAAAUGGGACACCGUGUUGCAUUCCCUUUAUUGAUACUUAAAGGAAGUACAGUUAGAGAAAUAUGUUUCUUUUGUUAAAAGCCUUUUGAUACCUCUGCUGCUUGUGUCAAAGUAAAGACUAUUUAUUGUUCUAAUUUAUUAAUUUUUACAACAGAGUAGAUGACUAUUAUGUACAUUUGUAAGUUGCUUAGUGUAGAGAGGGUUUUGUAUCCAUGACAAUGCAUUUGCAGCACAAAAGUAAUUUUGUUGGGGAGAGAAAUGGUAACAGGU